AGACAAUGUUGCCAAGUCUCAGCAGAAACCCAACCUCGGCCAGGCGCAGCGAAAGCAGACACCCACCCCUGCAGUGACCCCCACUACGCUGAUAAAGGCUCAGACCAAGAGGGGAUCUGCCAGGAAACAAAGGUCAGUGCGUGAGCCGGGGAAAGCCGAUGGGAGACGGGAGCACGUGUCCAGUUCGUCACCCAACGUCACAAGAUGGCAGCGCCAGGGCUCGGGAAGACGAGAAACAGCGAGAAGACCUGCAAGCUACCUAUGUGCAACUGCUGAAGGAGCUGGAGACGGAGCGCGAGAGGCGGUGGAAAGCGGAGCACGCGGCCCGCCGGCUGGCCGACCAUAUCAAGGACGUGCAGGCCAAGCAGAACGAAGAGAACGAGCUGAAGAUCACAGCAGUAGCUGCAACAGGCAGACUGAAGGAGGUUCUGGUGAACGAGCGAGAUGCGAAAGUUCGACUUCAGGACCAGGUUACCGCCCUGCAGACGCAGGUAGCGGAGCUACAGGAGCAGCUGAGCAGAGCCCGCCAGGCGGAGGAUGCCAACAGGGCCGCGGUCCGCUCCUUGGAGGAGACGCUAGCCGGCCAGGAACGACAACGUCUGCAACAGCAGGCCCACGAGGCCAAGAAAAUUCAGGAAAGUGAGCUGCGCGCAGCAGCGCUGGCCAGGGAGCUGGAGAUCACACGGGGCAACAGCAAGGCUCAGAAAGGACAAAUACAGCAGCUACAGGAGCUACUAGCCACUCGAGAACAGCAACACAAGCAAGAGAUGGCAGAACGCUACCGACUGGACAGCAAAGAGCUGCGAGAGGUUCUUCAGAAGGAAGUUCAGCUUGUGGAGAAGAAACAUCGACAGGAGAUGACUUCUUGCCAGGAAAAGAUCGAGACCCUCAGCCACCAGUACUCGCAGCUGGAGGACGAGUUUCGUCUGGCGCUGCAGAUAGAAGCCGGCAAGUUCCGAGAGAUACAGACUGCCUUUGAACGAGUGAGCGCAGAAAACGCAGAAAACAAGCAACUCCUUGUAGCUGCACAGAAGAAGGACGAGAACACAUCAGUGAUGUUGUCAGAGUUGACGGCGUUGGUCAAGGAGCAGAAGGGGCGGAUAACUGAACUCUCUAGAGCCAAGCAAGAGCAGGCAAGCCAGUACAGGGAGCGCGUGGAGACUCUGGAGGCCAGCCUGGAGGAGGCUCGCAAGAGGAUGGUGCAGUUUGAACUCCUCAAACAGGAAAGCACGCGCUUACAGUCUACAGUACACGCCCAGGAGUCCAUCAUCGAAGGACUGAAGGCCGAGAGAAGACUGUGGGGUCAGGAGCUGGCUCAGCAAGGUGCUUCCCUGUCACAAGACCGCGGGCGUCUGGAGGCCAAGAUCGAGACACUGCAGCAGGAAAUAGUCACUCUCAAGAAACAGCUGGAGAGAGAGACCGACCUCGUCAAGAUCAAAACAAAGAUGGUGGAUGACCAGACGGAAACAAUCAGGAAAUUGAAGGAGGGUUUGCUGGAUCGAGACGAGCAGAUCCGGGCUGCACGGGAGGACACCCUCAAAGUCCAGAGAACGCUGGAGGAGCAGCUGGCUGAGGAAAGGGCAGCUCAUCAGGAUUUACAAGAAGCUCUGGAGGAAAUGAGACAUAGAAAGAAUGAUCUGAAACAACAGGUGUCUACACUGCAGGCUGAACUGGAAACUUCACAACAUGCACACCAACAGCUGAGUGCCCGAUGGCGGGAGAAGUCUGACCUGAUUGGAAGUUUAGAGAAACAAGUCUCCAAUAUGAAAAACACUUGGGAGGAGAGGGAGAAGCGACUGACACAAGAGAGAGAUCAAGCUAAGGAAGCAGCCAGUCUGGCAAUAGAGAAGAUGCGGAGCAUGGAUGACGGCUUUCGAAGGCAGCUUGAGGCAGCAGAGAAAAGUCACAGAGAGGAACUGGCACAGGUCACUCAAGAGAAGGAACAGGAGGUUCACAUUGCAGAGCAGAAGGUCCUGAUUGUGGAAGAAGAAAUGCGGCGCCUGUUGUGCGAGACAGAGCAGGCAAAGAGGACCAUGGAGGACAAAGUGAAACGCCUGACCCAAGCCCUGGGUGACCUUCAGUCUGAUCUUCUCUGACCACCAGGGAACAGCAACAUUUUCUGCCAGAUCUCAUCAUUCCUUCCCCUACCCCAGGAAAAAAAAAUUGAUGAAUUCUACAAUUAAACAUGAACAAACUGUCUUUUAAAGGCUAAUGCAUUGACAGUGUAUUCUAAAGCCCUUUGCCACUAAAUAUGCUGAAGCAUGUGCCAGUUCUUGCAAAUUUUUAAUAAAUUUUUGUCCUUGUA
Pomacea canaliculata is the source of this 2305-nucleotide messenger RNA. RefSeq names its product leucine-rich repeat and coiled-coil domain-containing protein 1-like. Gene Ontology annotation, cellular component: cytoplasm. The record is from RefSeq and is a predicted model, not a curated record. Bases 159 to 2096 code for a protein of 645 amino acids. NCBI's taxonomy places the organism in Eukaryota, Metazoa, Mollusca, Gastropoda, Architaenioglossa, Ampullariidae. The transcript is spliced from 19 exons.